GAGAGCAGUGCAUAUAACAGGAGUGUGCUGUGUGUGAGAUAAGGGGAAAAUUCAGCUCACUGACUAGAUGUUUUAACGUGCGAACUCUAGGGAAAUAACAUAUUGACUAUACUGUUGUGCGCAAGAAAAUUGAAGAACCCUUUGCAGACAGAGGGCUUGCAAAGGAUUCUUUCUGUUUCUCUUAAACCAAAAUCUGUGGCAAGAUGUUUGAAAUCAGCAGGACGCUUAAUGCUGCUUUGUUAAAUAAUGAGAUAAUUAGCACCAUGGAGCCUCAGGUGUCGAAUGGCCCUACAUCGAAUACGACCAAUGGACCCUCCAGCAACAGUAGAAACUGUCCUUCCCCCAUGCAGACAGGGGCUGCCACAGAUGACAGCAAAACGAACCUCAUAGUCAACUAUUUACCCCAGAAUAUGACACAGGAGGAAUUCAGGAGUCUCUUUGGGAGCAUUGGUGAAAUAGAAUCCUGCAAACUUGUGAGAGACAAAAUUACAGGGCAGAGUUUAGGGUAUGGAUUUGUUAACUAUAUUGAUCCAAAGGAUGCAGAGAAAGCCAUUAACACUUUAAAUGGACUCAGACUCCAGACCAAAACCAUAAAGGUGUCAUACGCCCGUCCAAGUUCAGCAUCAAUCAGAGAUGCUAACUUGUAUGUUAGCGGCCUUCCAAAAACGAUGACCCAGAAAGAACUAGAACAGUUAUUUUCACAAUAUGGGCGCAUCAUCACUUCACGAAUUCUAGUUGAUCAAGUCACAGGUGUCUCUCGAGGUGUGGGAUUUAUCCGUUUCGAUAAGAGAAUAGAAGCAGAAGAAGCCAUAAAGGGACUAAAUGGCCAGAAACCUAGUGGUGCUACAGAACCAAUUACUGUGAAGUUUGCCAAUAACCCCAGCCAGAAGACAAGCCAGGCACUCCUUUCGCAGCUGUACCAGUCUCCCAACAGACGCUACCCUGGACCACUACACCACCAGGCUCAGAGAUUCAGGCUGGACAAUUUGCUUAAUAUGGCCUAUGGCGUAAAGAGGUUUUCCCCGAUCACAAUUGAUGGGAUGACGAGCCUUGUUGGAAUGAAUAUUCCUGGCCACACUGGGACUGGAUGGUGUAUCUUUGUCUACAAUUUGUCUCCCGACUCCGAUGAAAGUGUGCUGUGGCAGCUCUUUGGCCCCUUCGGAGCAGUGAAUAAUGUCAAGGUGAUCCGCGAUUUCAACACCAACAAGUGCAAGGGAUUUGGCUUCGUCACUAUGACCAACUAUGACGAAGCUGCCAUGGCAAUUGCCAGCCUUAAUGGAUACCGUUUAGGAGACAGAGUAUUGCAAGUUUCCUUUAAAACCAACAAAACCCACAAAUCCUGAAUUUCAUAUCCUUACUUACUAAAACAUAUAUAUAUAUAUAUAUAAAUAUAUAUACGAACAAACAAAAACUCUGCAAGGCUUAUAUUCAACCAUGGACUUUAUAAGCCAGUGUUGCCUAAGUAUUAAAACAUUGGAUAUCCUGUGAUGAACAGGAAAGGAUUUUAUAAUGCUUAGAAAAAAAA
Messenger RNA from Trachemys scripta elegans, 1525 nucleotides. It is a transcript of the gene ELAVL4, whose product is annotated as ELAV like RNA binding protein 4. Gene Ontology annotation, molecular function: RNA binding. The transcript is spliced from 7 exons. The record is from RefSeq and is a predicted model, not a curated record. NCBI's taxonomy places the organism in Eukaryota, Metazoa, Chordata, Testudines, Emydidae. The coding region runs from base 204 to 1343 and encodes 379 amino acids. Gene Ontology annotation, cellular component: ribonucleoprotein complex.